Messenger RNA from Theobroma cacao (cacao), 579 nucleotides. RefSeq lists its product as uncharacterized. The record is from RefSeq and is a predicted model, not a curated record. NCBI's taxonomy places the organism in Eukaryota, Viridiplantae, Streptophyta, Magnoliopsida, Malvales, Malvaceae.
AUCAUAAUCAGAAGUUCCCAAACAACUCUCAAAGUUCUAAAUCAAUCUCGCUAAAGGUUUCCUGUUUGGAAAUUUCAGAUCAAAUGUCUGAACCAAAACAUCAUCCAACGGAUCAUCGCUCAGAAAAAGAUGUUAAAGCACCCAACAUAAUUGAGAGAGCUAAGGAAGAGAUUGGGGCCAUAAUCCACACUGAUAAAAAACCACACCAUCACAAAGAGACACAUGGAAGGAACGAUGAUAUCGAUGAGGACACCCCCGUACAUGAUGUUAAAGGCCCUAACGUGUUUGAACGAGUGAAGGAAGAAGUGGAGGCCAUUGUUGGAGCAAUUCAUCCUAAGAAAGAAUCUAAAGGAUCAUGAGUCAUCUUCAAAGUAAGAGGUGGGUUGAGACUUCUACCAUGAGAAAGAUGUUGUAAAAUUUGCUUUCAAUGAGGAUCGUGUUGUGAAAGUUAAACUGUAUAUUUUUAGGAUGUUUAAUUGCUUUAAUUUGUUUACUCAACUGAGACGUUAUGAAUUAUAGUCCUUGUUUGCUUUGUAGAAUUUGAUUCUUGCGUUUGACAAGUAACUUGUCUUUUCCCAA